UACAUUUCAUACAUUGUGAGCACUAGCAAGAAUCCACACAUCACCAGGCAGGCCAGGGCUUACAUCUACUAACAAAACAGGAAACUAAUAGAGACCUUCAUUUUGUCAACCAAGAAAACAAAGAUUAGCUUUAAAAUGAAAUUCCAGAAUGAAAAGCCUGAGUUUCAGCAGAGGAAUACCAUCUGGAUCCUAAUCUUAAUAAGUUACGAAUUCACCAUGCUGGGAUGUGCUGAGGGAUGGACAUACCACAGUGCUAUUCAUCAAAUGCAAUGGGAAAAAGCACGGCAAUGGUGCCAAAACCACUACACUGAUAUGGUGGCAAUCCAGAAUCAGAAAGAAAAUGAACAUCUAAAUGAGGUGUUUCCAAGGGUCAGGGGGCAUUACUGGAUUGGGAUUCGGAAAUUAAAUGGAACCUGGAUCUGGGUUGGAACCAACAAAACCCUCAGUCAAGAAGCAGAGAACUGGGCUAAAGGUGAACCUAAUGAUGAACAAAAUGAGGACUGCGUAGAAAUGUAUAUACAAAGAGACACUGAUGUAGGGAAAUGGAACGAUGAACCUUGUACGAAACAAAAAACUGCACUGUGCUAUAAAGCUCAGUGCAACCAGUCCACAUGCAGUGGUCAUGGUGAAUGUACAGAAACUAUUAAUAAUUACACCUGCAAUUGUGAGAAGGGAUUCAACGGGAAACACUGUCAAAAUGCUGUGAAAUGUGACACCCUGUCAGAACCAGACCACAGCAUAAUUACCUGCUCUGACCAAUAUGGGAGUUUUAGUUACAACUCAACCUGCCAGUUUCACUGUUCAGAAGGCUUUGCUUUAAAUGGAUCGAGCAUGGUUGCCUGCAACUCUUCAGGGCAUUGGACAGAGCCAAUACCAACAUGUACAGCUGUGAAAUGUGACACCCUGUUAGAACCAGACCACAGUGUAAUUACCUGCUCUGGCCGAUAUGGGAGUUUUAGUUACAACUCAACCUGCCAGUUUCACUGUUCAGAAGGCUUUGCUUUAAAUGGAUCGAGCAUGGUUGCCUGCAACUCUUCAGGGCAUUGGACAGCACCAAUACCAACAUGUACAGCUGUGAAAUGUGACACCCUGUUAGAACCAGACCACAGCGUAAUUACCUGCUCUGGCCGAUAUGGGAGUUUUAGUUACAACUCAACCUGCCAGUUUCACUGUUCAGAAGGCUUUGCUUUAAAUGGAUCGAGCAUGGUUGCCUGCAACUCUUCAGGGCAUUGGACAGCACCAAUACCAACAUGUACAGCUGUGAAAUGUGACACCCUGUCAGAACCAGACCACAGCGUAAUUACCUGCUCUGGCCGAUAUGGGAGUUUUAGUUACAACUCAACCUGCCAGUUUCACUGUUCAGAAGGCUUUGCUUUAAAUGGAUCGAGCAUGGUUACCUGCAACUCUUCAGGGCAUUGGACAGAGCCAAUACCAACAUGUACAGGUGUGAAAUUUGAAGACCCAUCAAAACCAAGCCAAAUCAUAAUUAACCAUGACAAAUUUGCAAAUGUUAGUUUCAACUCAACCUGCACAUCUGAAUGUUUAGAAGUUCAAAGUGAUCUUCUAGACUAUAGCCAUCUGACAAUGGCUGUAGUUGGUGCCUCCAUUCUUGCAGUCUCUUUGAUUAUAUUUUUUUUGUUGAGACGUCAUAUGAAGAAAAAGAAGCAUCUUCACGCAAGACUGCCAGGGAUGGAGCCCCCUGAUGUAGCUCAAAGCACCCUAUAAAAUAUGAACCAGGAAACAUGUAUGUUUCUGUAUCCUGGGUAUCAUUUAACUGCAUGACUGUUGUAAUGAUGUAAAGUGGAACAGUUCUUAACAAAGCCGUCUAAUGUAUUAUAUUCAGUGAUGUUAAAGGGGUUGGUAUUAAGAUCUGAAAAUGGUGUCCAGGCUGGUUGUUGAAUGAUUGUCCAUUUUGAAAUGUUUGGUUUACAUAUUCAAAGAGGCUGUUGCCUUGUAAAAGUGUCCUGCAACAAGGUUAUCUGUAUUUAUAACCGUGUCGCCUUGCGUUUUAAAUGCUGCAGUUCUAGCAAAGAUAUGAAAACGAAAAUCAAAUAUAAUCGAUGUAAGCAAGUCAUGUUGAACAUGGCCGAAGCUAUUCAAGGGAGCUUCUUUCAUUUGUUUACUUCUAAACUGGCACGCCUGUUCCACAGCUUCUAUUAACUUUGUUUUGUUGUUGUAAUUUGCAUUGAUUAAAAAAUGAAUAAAUAACAAUAACUACA
Acipenser ruthenus (sterlet) is the source of this 2219-nucleotide messenger RNA. RefSeq names its product E-selectin-like. Gene Ontology annotation, cellular component: membrane; external side of plasma membrane. The transcript has 12 exons. Lineage: Eukaryota; Metazoa; Chordata; Actinopteri; Acipenseriformes; Acipenseridae. Gene Ontology annotation, biological process: leukocyte tethering or rolling; heterophilic cell-cell adhesion; response to cytokine. The record is from RefSeq and is a predicted model, not a curated record. The coding region runs from base 136 to 1725 and encodes 529 amino acids. Gene Ontology annotation, molecular function: sialic acid binding; oligosaccharide binding.